This is a messenger RNA of Python bivittatus (Burmese python), 4778 nucleotides long. The record is from RefSeq and is a predicted model, not a curated record. Lineage: Eukaryota; Metazoa; Chordata; Lepidosauria; Squamata; Pythonidae.
GAACUUGCUGUUUAACAUUGCCACCAAGAGACCUAUCUUUCUGCUGAUGUAAGCUCAUUAGAUGUUUGAAGCCAUGGCCAAUCCUGUAGGAGAAGAACCUGUCUCCAAACCUGGAGACCUUUGCCAUGAAUGUGGACAAUUUCACUUGUUGCCAGACAACCAUCUUUAUAAUUUUCAAGAUGAAGUAGAUGAUGACCUGACUUGCCACAUUUGCCUUCAGCCUUUGCUCCAGCCUAUGGAUACACCUUGUGGACACACAUACUGUUUUAAAUGCCUUGAAAACUUCAUGCAGGAGUACAACUUCUGUCCUAUGGAUCGGAAGAAGCUGUCCUUCCAGCAUUGCCGAAAGUCUAGUCUGUUGGUGCGGAAUCUGCUGGAUAAGCUCAUUGUCCUCUGUCCUUUUCAAGAAGACUGCAAACAGACUAUGCAACGCUGUGAGCUUGAAGCUCACUUACAGAACAGAUGCCCUGGCUUCAAGAAGUACAAAGCACAUCUGGAAAGGAAGAGGAAUCCUCAGUCCAGGAUGAAGGGAGAUUCUCUUUCCAGGCUGGAAGCAAAGACUGUGAAAGAUCCUGAGGUAUCAAAUGGAGUGUCAUCCUUGGUGACUGGAAGCUCAGUAGCUGCUGUCCUGUCCCCAGAGACACCAGAUCCUGGGCUGGUUAACCCAGCCUUUGAUGGGACUGAAGAAGAUUUACCUCAAAGAGCUAGUCUUUUGGCAGAGACAAAUACAAUUGAAAUCCACCGAGAAGAUCCUGAGGAAGAGUUUGGUAUGCGUAUAGUUGGUGGCAAAGAUACGCCUCUUGGUAACAUCGUUGUGCAGGAGGUAUUUCCGGAUUCAGUUGUGGCUGCAGAUGGAAAAAUAACACCUGGAGACCAUAUCCUAGAGGUGAAUGGUGUGAACAUCAGCAGUGUGACCCACUGCCAAGCUAUCGCACUCCUGCGCCAACCCUGUGAUGUGCUCCACCUCCUGGUGCUCCAAGAGAAAGGAUUUACCAGCAGAACAGGGCAAUUUGAUUCCAGCCCUGUGGUAAACCAGGAAGUGAUCCAUGUUAUCCUCGUAAAAAGAGACCGAUCUGAACCCCUUGGCAUUAAACUGAUCAGAAAAACAGAUGAACCUGGGAUCUUUAUUCUGGACUUGUUAGAUGGAGGGUUGGCAGCCAAAAAUGGGAAGUUGCGUCAGAAUGAUAAAGUCCUUUCUAUAAAUGGUCAGGAUCUUCGUCAAGGAACGCCUGAAGCAGCUGCACAGAUAAUCCAGAGCAGUGAAGCCCGGGUCAGCUUUGUGGUCCUCCGCCAGUCUGGCAUGCAACUCUCGGAGGCUGGCGAGGAUGGCAGUGCCUCCAACGCCAGCAGCAGCAGCAAUGGGGAAAGCCCCGUGCACAAUCACAGGAGACCCGAACACAAUCACUACCGGCGAAAAUCCAACUAUCAGAAGGUACUCCCUCAAGGAUACUUCAGCCAGGAGAAGGUAGUUACCAUAAAAAAGGACCCCAAGGAGUCUCUGGGAAUAACCAUAGGAGGUGGAAGAGAUAUUAAAGCAAAACUCCCUAUUUAUGUAACCAGUGUCCAGCCUGUUGGAUGCCUCUUCAGGGAUGGGAGAAUUAAGAAAGGAGAUAUUCUUUUGAGCAUCAACAAUAUCGAUUUGACUCACCUGAAUUACAACGAAGCUGUCUCUGCUCUGAAAUCCAACGCGGCGCUGCAGACGGUGGUACUGAAAGUGCUUGAGGUGGUAAUCCCAGAGAAGGCAUCUGAAGGCGCUGAGAUGCUUGACAGCAGGGAAAACGGGCUCAGCUGGGCAAGCUGGUCUCCUCUCUGGAUCACGUGGCUUGGAUUGCCGAGUCACCUCCACUGCUGUCAAGAUAUCGUCUUGCAUAAAAGCAACUCUGAGACCUGGGGAUUCAGCAUCGUGGGUGGAUUUGAAGAAAGCAAAGGGAACCAGCCAUUCUUCAUUAAAACCAUUGUGCCUGGAACGCCUGCCUUCUGGGAUAGACGGCUGAAGUGUGGGGACGAAAUUGUGGCCGUAAACGGCGUGUCUGCCAUGGGAAUGAGCAACAGCGAACUGAUUCCAAUGCUGAAGGAACAACGGAAUAAAGUGACUCUCACUGUGGUCUCUUGGCCCGGCAGCCUCGUGUAAGGUGCCAACUGUAAUAGGAUGCUUAAUUGGGAAUGCCUUCAGUGGUGCCUUUCAUUGUUUGGAGUGGACCAACCAAGAAAGGCUGAGCUGGUCUCAGAUAGGCUUCCUCCAAGGGGCCGGUUUCCUGUGGAAAAGGCAAAUGUAGCUUGUUGUUAGAGUCUGAUUUUUAGAUCCGUCCACCUGGUAAGUUAAAAGCUGUACUCGGAUAAGCAGUUGGAAGUGUCUCAUUUUAUGGUUAUUUUUGUUCUGUCAUGACAUGUGUUGAACAGGGAAACUCUGAGCCACAGCCUGCUUCUCCAGAAUUCCUCUUCUAAGCCUGCUGAGCUAAAUGACAGCAAGCUGAAACUGUAAAGUGAUUUAUGGCCUUCAAUACAGCUACUGGCUAUUGGCUAUUAGUUAACUGAAGUAGCAACGUUCAAGAUAUUGACUAAUAAUUACAGUGAGUGAAUCAUUUAGAUCUGUCUCACUGUAGUUACUGGUGCCUUGUGAAGUAGGAGGCAUGGGAAUGUUAAUCCCAUUGUUUAGGUAUAUUUGUGCCUCUUGCUCAGUUUGACUUUUCAGCCUUGAUUCAAUCUCAGAGUUAUUUCCAGUGUAGAGCUCAUAGCUGGACACUUAGCAGCCUUGUUUGACUUCAGGACUUGCUUUCGAGAAGGAGAUCUGGAAGUCCAGAAGAAGGAGGUUCCUCCUCAGCUAAGCACCUUUCCAGGGUUUCUCUCCUGUCACUUAUUUCCCACGUGAGAGAGGAUAGGAAUGACCUGUGGAAGAGCUAUUCUGGAAGAACACUACUAAAAGGGAGGCGCUGGUCACUUGAUAUAAAUUAAAUAAGUGGCUACUUGUCUCUGCAGACAAUGAAGGCUUUUAGAACAGGGCCAGUUGCCCAAUUCCCCCCACAGUGGCUUGGCAAAGAAUUCUCUUCCUGCUCAUUCCCAUCCCAACAAACCCAUUAUGAUCUGGUUAAUCCUGGCUAAGCUGGCAAAUUAAUCCUGGCAAGUUAAUCCUGGCUGGGGUAACUUCUGAUCCUAGCAUCUCAUUAAAACAGCCAAAGAAGAUGGUUUGGAGGAAAUAAAACCAUCUGUCCGUGCUGUCCUUUAAAAGGCAUUCUCCCCCUGCACAGAGGAGUUGGCAGACCUCCAGCUGCCACUGUCUUUUCUAGUUGCGGCCUUACUGGAAAGAGAGAAGGGAGGGGAACAGGUGUUCGGCAUACCAACCUUACCCAGCUCAGAAGAAAACAAUCAGAAGCCACCUCCCUCUGUUGCCUUCCUUUUAUCUGACCCCUGUAAUGGUUUGGUUUUUUUUCAGAUCGGUCAUAUCCUUUAACGAAUUGAGCAUCCUUGCGAUUGCUUGCCAAGUGUGUUUGUCCUUUUUUCCCCCCAAGGCAGGGACUUUGUCCUGUGAACAGUUGUAUGGCAGAUGAGAAUAAGUAAAUAAGCAGCCCAGCUUAUUUAAAUAAGAAAGGUAGCAAAAACUCUGCCUAAGGAAGCAUUUGCUAGAUCUGUUUUCUUGCAUAUGUGUAUGCACACACAUGCUGAUAUUUGAAGAUAGAAAUUUUCUUUUUGUAAAAGUAAUCUCUUCUUCCUUAAACAGCCAUAACAGCUAUUUUCUAAGCAUAGGGGACAGUACGUUUAUGUCACUCGUUCAAAAACCUGCUUCUGUUGUUCCACGACCUACGAAGUGAUUCUAGUAGCCUGUUUGCAAAUGUUGUGUGGUUGUGAAAUAAGUUACAGAACUUAUGAGUUUGUCUUAAUUAGGAAAAUAAUAUGGCCUGCUACCUCCAAUUAAAAGGGAUUUUUAAGACCUUGAUUUGCACAGAAAUUUUAGGCUGCUGAAACACUGCAACCCUCUACAAUAUGCUUCUCUCACUUGCUCUAAAAUAGCAUGCAGGUGGGAAAUUAAGUGCACACAUCUCAGGAAACAACUUGCAGGCGGAUACUGCUUUCCCCAGGAACAUGGGACUUCCACUUUCUGGAAGUUCUGGUGUGCCUUUCAGUUGGAGCCUUAUUUCAACUGAACAUACAGCAAGUCGGACUGACAAAAAUACAGGGCUUAACAUUCACAUAGGCUAUGUGAAAUAGCAAAUAAACAAAAGGACUUGUAAAACUGACUUUUGUUUAAAUCUGAUUCAUGCUUGGACUUUGUCGUCUCAUUUUAAUCUGGCAAGUAGGUACUAGUGCUGCAUUUAAGGAUGUUGAAUCAGUGGUGCAAAUGUCAAUUUCAUGAGAUUAUCCGUAUGUGUGCUACACUUAAAUAGUACUUGUCAAAGUAUAUGUCUGAAAGUUAACGUCUGCAUUCAGAUGUGCUUUUAAAGGAUAUUGGUAUUACACUACACUUGAUCUUAGCCAAAAUUAGUAAAUAUUGCUAUUUACAUCUGCCUAAUUUACUGAUAAUAAUGACUUCUGUCUUCAAGUUUGAGUCCUGUGUGACCUCCAUAAUGUGUGUCUCUUGGAAUAGUUACAAAAAGGGCAUCAAACCUUUUUUCAAAUGAAGGGGAUGUGCAUUUUCAUUUCAUUGUAUUCUCAUAUUUCAAUGUGCCUUCAGCAAUCAGCAGGAAAUCUAGUAGCUACUGUAUUACUUUGCACCAAAGAAUUUGUUGAAACUUGUAGAGACAUUUGUCACUGCUCUGAUACAUUUAUAAAUUAUUCUGAAGUUA